Molecule: messenger RNA, 1664 nt
Organism: Aureococcus anophagefferens
Lineage: Eukaryota; Pelagophyceae; Pelagomonadales; Pelagomonadaceae
Exons: 5
Molecular function (GO): protein binding
Source: RefSeq, a predicted model, not a curated record
AUGAUCGCGGCUGCCCGCGCCGCGCUGCUCGGCGCCGUGCUCUUGCCGCGGCUCAGCGCGGAGACCAUCCAGGAGCACCUGCUGGAGCUCGGGAAGCAGUCGUUCGAGGUGCGCUCGCAGGAGUGGGUGACGUCGACGCUGGACGACGACGUUUUCGGCGACAACUUCGGCACGAACCCGGACUUCAGCUACGACGACCCGCGCAACUACCCGGUGUCGCGCGACUUCGAGAACCCGCGCCACGCCUGCUUCGAGGACGACGCCGCGUUCCCGUGGGUCAAGUUCUCCGACGCGCGCCCGCUCCACGUGGCCUGCGACUGCGGCAACGUCGCCAUGGCCGCGCGGCUGCUCGCGGCGGGCGCGCGCGCGGACGCGGAGGACGAGGACGGCGAGACGCCCCUGGAGCGCGCGACCUACGCGUGCCGCCUGCGCUACGCCAUGUCCGAGGAGGAGCUCGCGAUGCUCGAGCGGCUCCUCGAAGGGGCGGAGGACGCGACGGUCGUCGAGGGCCCAUCGCAUUGCCGCGCGCCGCUGCACACCCGCGCGAUGUCGUUCCGCAAGUUCUCCGCGCUGACCGUGCACCUGAAGCAGGGCGUCGAGGCGCCCGACAUGAAGGCGAAGCUCGCGCUCGUCGCGCAGGGCGCCCUGCGGCCCUACGUGCGCCGCCUGUUCUACCUCAUGGAGCCCUACCGGACCUACGCGGACCACCGGCUGACGGUCCAGCGCACGAACGAGGCCAUGGCCUUCCUCGCCGCGGCGCCGGCGAGGCUCGAGGCCGCGGCGGCGGCCGCGGGGCCCGCGGCGCGCGCGAAAGCCGCGGAGAGCACCGGCGCCGCGGAGUCGCUCUUCUUCAAGCACGCCUACAAGAUCUACGGCGCCGUCAUCGUCUCCUACUGGGGCGUCUGCAAGGCCAUGGAGAAGCCCGAGCCCGCGCACCCCAUGGUGGCCGCCGACCCCUGCGGGGACUUCGUCAACUUGGAGUUCGUGGAGAGCCCCGGCUGGCUCAGCAACUUCAAGAACGUCGCCCUCAGGCUCGAGGCCGCGGGCGUCCCGCGCUUCGACGGCGUCCUCUGCGCCGGGGACAGCGCGGAGAUGAAGGCGCCGUUGAUGACGGAGUCCAUGGGCCUGCUCGACGACAGCUCGAGCGAUGACGACGCGCCGCGCCGCGCGGCGCCGCCGCGGCCGAAGAUCAUCUCAGCAGAGAGCCUCAUCGCGCGCGCCGCGGCGCUGCCGCCGAAGGCGCCGCCGCCGCGGAAGCCCGUGUCGCUCCUCGAUAGCAUGGCCGAGAAGUACGCGCGGAAGGCCGCCGAGGCCAAGCUCGCGAAGAAGCAGGGCCGCGCGGCCGCGCCGGCCGCGCCGCCGCCGCCGCCGCGGCCCGCGCCGCCGCCCGCGCGGCCGUCGCCGGCCAAGGCCUGGCUCGACGACACGUCGUCCGACGACGACUUCCCGCGCGCCGUCGCGAGCGCCAAGGCGCUCGCCGCGUCCAGCGACGACUCCGAGUCCGACUCGUACGCGUUCGCCAAAGCGCCGAAAAAGCCGGCCGCGAAGCGCCGCCGCGUCGAAAAGCGCGCGCCGUCGUCGUCCGACGAGUCGGACGACGGCGCGCCCGCGCCCGCGCCCGGCGGCGACGGCGACGACUGGCUGGACAUGGACUACAACCCGUG